AUGGAUUCCCUGGUGGACAGGAACCACACUGUCACUGCUGUGACAGAGUUCAUUUUAUUGGGAUUAACAGAUGAUCCAGUCCUUUGCGUUGUCCUCUUCAUGAUCAUCCUGUGCAUCUACCUGGUGACCAUAUCUGGCAACCUCAGCAUAAUCAUUCUAAUUAGAAUCUCCUCUCAGCUCCAUCAUCCUAUGUAUUUGUUUCUGAGCCACUUGGCUUCUGUUGACAUGGGCUACUCAUCUUCUGUCACCCCCAACAUGCUUGUGAACUUCCUGGUGGAGAGAAAUACAAUCUCUUACGUUGGAUGCACCAUUCAGUUUGGUUUAACUGCUUUCUUUGGGACAGUGGAAUGCUUCCUUCUGGCUGCCAUGGCUUAUGACCGCUUUGUGGCAAUCUGCAACCCACUGCUUUAUUCAACCAAAAUGUCCACAAAAGUCUGUUUGCAAUUGCUCGUAGUGGCUUACACAGGUGGUUUUCUUAAUGCUUCCUCCUUUAUCUUUUCCUUCUUUUCUUUAUCCUUCUGUGGAUCAAAUAGAGUCAAUCAUUUUUUCUGUGAUUUCGCUCCUUUAAUUGAACUCUCCUGUUUUGAUGCCAGUGUCCACACAGCUGUUCCUUCAUUUUCUUCUGGUUCCAUCCUUAUGGUCACUGUGUUUGUCAUAGCCAUCUCCUACAUCUACAUCCUCAUCACCAUCCUGAAGAUGCGGUCCACCGAGGGGCGCCACAAGGCCUUCUCCACCUGUAUCUCCCACCUCACUGCGGUCACUCUGUUCUACGGGACCAUUACAUUCAUUUAUGUGAUGCCCAAGUCCAGCUACUCGACUGACCAGAACAAGGUGGUGUCUGUGUUCUACACGGUGGUCAUCCCCAUGUUGAACCCCCUCAUCUACAGUUUGAGGAACAAGGAGAUAAAGGGGGCUCUGAAGAGAAAGCUUGGAAUAAGACUAUUUUCUAUUGAUUCUUGCUAUUGUUGUAGGAUUUCAUAG
Microcebus murinus (gray mouse lemur) is the source of this 981-nucleotide messenger RNA. Its product is annotated as olfactory receptor 5P76-like. NCBI's taxonomy places the organism in Eukaryota, Metazoa, Chordata, Mammalia, Primates, Cheirogaleidae. The record is from RefSeq and is a predicted model, not a curated record. Gene Ontology annotation, cellular component: membrane. Gene Ontology annotation, molecular function: olfactory receptor activity; G protein-coupled receptor activity. Gene Ontology annotation, biological process: G protein-coupled receptor signaling pathway.